Messenger RNA from Elephantulus edwardii (Cape elephant shrew), 798 nucleotides. Its product is annotated as elongation of very long chain fatty acids protein 4-like. The transcript has 7 exons. Gene Ontology annotation, molecular function: fatty acid elongase activity. Gene Ontology annotation, cellular component: endoplasmic reticulum membrane. Bases 1 to 798 code for a protein of 265 amino acids. NCBI's taxonomy places the organism in Eukaryota, Metazoa, Chordata, Mammalia, Macroscelidea, Macroscelididae. The record is from RefSeq and is a predicted model, not a curated record. Gene Ontology annotation, biological process: fatty acid elongation, polyunsaturated fatty acid; very long-chain fatty acid biosynthetic process; fatty acid elongation, saturated fatty acid.
AUGGCCAGUGCCCUGGAAAUGCUCUGGGAUAAAUACACUUGGGCCUUAGAAAACGGAGACCCGAGGACGGAUUCCUGGUUCCUGGUACACUCACCACUCCCUAUAACCCUCCUCUUGGUCACCUACCUUCUCCUGGUGGUAACUGGUCCUCGCUUCAUGUCCCAGCGGGAGCCUCUGCGUCUGGUGGGACCUCUGGCCAUCUACAACCUGGGCCUGGUGCUUCUCUCGGGGUACCUGUUCUAUGAGUUCAUGACCAUCUCCCUCCUGGCUAACUACAGCUACUUCUGUCAGCCAGUGGACUACAGCAGGAGUGAGCUCGCCCUAAGGAUGGCGAAAGUGUGCUGGUGGUGUUUCUUCUCAAAGGCGGUUGAGUUGCUUGACACGGUCUUUUUUAUCCUACGAAAGAAGCCAGACCAGAUCACCUUCCUGCACGUCUACCACCACGCCACCAUGCUCCUCAACUGGUGGGCUGGAGUCAAGUAUGUGCCCGGUGGACAGGCCUUCUUCAUCGGGAUGCUUAAUUCGUUGGUCCAUGUCUUCAUGUACCUGUACUAUGGACUAGCCUGUCUGGGGCCCUGCAUGCAGCCCUACCUGUGGUGGAAGCGCUAUCUUACCAUCUUACAGCUGUGCCAGUUUGUGGCCAUCACUACACACUCUGCCUACAAUCUCUUUGCUACAUGUCCCUUCCCUGAUGGAUUCAACAUAGCCACCCUCCUGUACACCCUCAGCCUCUUUGCUCUUUUUCUCAACUUCUACCAUCAGACAUAUCUGAGGGGCAAGCGAGAGAAGCUGACUUAA